This is a messenger RNA of Drosophila willistoni, 1503 nucleotides long. RefSeq names its product tricarboxylate transport protein, mitochondrial (gene sea). Lineage: Eukaryota; Metazoa; Arthropoda; Insecta; Diptera; Drosophilidae. The record is from RefSeq and is a predicted model, not a curated record. The transcript has 3 exons. Bases 219 to 1172 code for a protein of 317 amino acids. Gene Ontology annotation, biological process: mitochondrial citrate transmembrane transport.
UUUUUUUCUCUGCGAUUGGAAAUUGGAAUUUCUUGACGCGUCAAAACAGUUGAGGUUGAGCCGCUGCCCUGGCCACGAUCAUUGCUCUGUUUGCUGUCCGGCUUUCUAUAUAUAAAAAAAAAGAACAAUUAAAACAGUAGUUCCAUUAAUCAGCUAAGAAAAAUUAUUUGCUUAGCAGACACAAAUUAUCAAACAUAGACGCGAAUCAAAUAAAAAACAUGGAUCGCCAGAGUCUUGCCGCAUUCGUUAGCCCCUACAAAUGCCGACCAUGGAUGACCAGUACAGGGGCUGCAGCUCCGAGCGGUGGUGGUAAGGGUCUUAAGGGCAUUGUGGCUGGUGGUAUUACGGGUGGAAUUGAAAUCUGCAUCACAUAUCCCACUGAGUACGUGAAGACACAAUUACAGCUGGACGAGAAGGGCGCCAAUAAGCGAUACAAUGGCAUUGCCGAUUGUGUAAAGAAGACAGUGCAGCAACGUGGCUUCUUUGGUCUGUAUCGUGGUCUCAGUGUUCUGCUCUACGGCAGUAUUCCCAAGUCGGCAGCAAGAUUUGGUGCUUUCGAAUAUUUGAAAGGACAUGCAGUGGAUUCGAAGGGUCAAUUAAGCACUUCGGGCAAACUGCUCUGCGGUCUGGGUGCCGGCGUCUGUGAGGCAAUCUUGGCCGUGACUCCAAUGGAGACCAUUAAGGUCAAGUUCAUCAAUGAUCAGCGCAGUGCCAAUCCUAAAUUCAAGGGAUUCGCCCAUGGUGUGGGGCAAAUUGUCAAAUCGGAGGGUAUUAGUGGAGUCUACAAGGGUCUAACCGCCACCAUAUUGAAGCAGGGCUCCAAUCAGGCCAUCCGAUUCUUUGUUCUCGAGUCUCUGAAGGAUGUCUACAAGGGCGAUGAUCCCAAUAAGCCAGUGCCCAAGCUAUUGGUUGGCGCUUUCGGCGCUGUGGCUGGAGCUGCUUCCGUUUUCGGCAAUACACCCUUGGAUGUGGUCAAGACCAGGAUGCAGGGUCUGGAGGCAGCCAAAUACAAAAAUACGGCGGAUUGUGCUCUAAAGAUCCUGCGUAACGAGGGUGUUGGCGCCUUCUACAAGGGCACAGUGCCGCGUCUGGGACGCGUGUGUCUUGAUGUGGCCAUCACGUUCAUGAUCUAUGAUUCAUUUAUGGAUUUGUUCAACAAAGUGUGGAAAUAGAGAGAGAGUAUAGAUGAGGCUUAGGGACUUAGUUAGUUAGUAAACAUCCUCCAACCCACCCUCACCUCACCUCAGUUUCAGAUCCUAGCCGACCUAGUCGACUGUUACAAUAGUUAAUAGACAUACAGAUUUUGACCUGCUAUAUUCCAUGAGAGCAUUUUUAAGUGUUACGUUAUUGCGUAGAGCCAGAAACUAUAUAUAUUUAUACAUAUAUAUAUUUGUAAAGCAUUUAAAACAUCGAAACUAUAUCCAAGAAUUGUACAUACAACCAACUAAAAAUAAAUGCAUUUCAAUGUGUAUAAAAUAAAAACGAAAUAGAUGUACAAAAAAA